CAAAAAUAUUAAAAGCGUCUAAAUCUGUGCUCCAUGAUUAUAAUCUGCAUUGGCCUUUUUUUUCUUCUCUUAGAUUAUAUUUUCUGUGACACUUAGUGACAUUGACAGAACAUUUUAUCUUUGAAUUUAUAGGUUUUCAGGUUAAAAGUUCCGAAUAUAAUUACUUCCGUGCCGUAUUAGAUUUUGAAUUUUUGAUGCUUUAUUCCGAUUAAACCAGUUCUACAUAGUCAGGACUCUUCUUAGUGUUAUUACUAAAGUUAUUCCUUCACUGAAAAUGGAGGAUCAAAUUAGUAUUCUAUCAAGUCUUGAAGUACCUACAACUAUGUUGAAUACAGAAGCACUACAGAAAGUAUUACUGAAAGUAAAGAAAAAGUGUCAAUCAAAUGAUAGUACUGAUAGUUUGGAAUUCUGCAAGACAGCACAAAAACUAUGGAACCAUCUACAAACUGGACUAAAUGAAUUUGAUGACCAAUUACUUUGUUCAACAUGCUUUUAUACCAUUCUCGGUAUGCAUAAAGACAGUGAUUUUAUAAAUUUAAUGCUACAAAGUAUUUUAGAAGAAUUAAAUAAAACUGAUGAAAGAAAUGAAGACAAAGGAAAUAAACUGUCAAUAGCUUACGGAAUGUUUCAAUCCAAUUUUCUAGCGCAAAAGGACUAUGAAUAUGGCAUUUUAAAUAAUAUCCUCAAUUCUAUGAUGAAUCUAUUAAUUGACAUGGCUUAUGAAUAUUCACAUUACAGAACAGUAGUUUUUAAAGUUUUAAUAUUGAUAAAGAAAGUGUUGGGAACAAAUUUAGAAAGUAUUGUAUUCUCAAAACACAAUCAAAUAAGAUUGUUGAACUUAGUGAAUCAUAAUUGGGAGAAUUCAAUUAAUGGUACGAGAAAUUUAAAUAAAUUGAUUUUACAAUCUAUUAUUGAAGUAAGUGAUGAUGACAUGCAAAAGGAUAUAAUAGAAGAAGUUCACGCUUUUUACUGGAACAAAGCUAAAUAUUUAACGUUUUCUGAAAUCAUAGACCAAUAUAAGGGUAAUUUGAUCACAUUUGUAGACAGAUACAACUUAGUUGAAGGUCUUUUACUUAGUCUAAAUAGAUCUGGAUUAGUGUCUGCAGGUGCUGAUAUGUAUUACUCAAUAUUGAAAAAAAUGUAUUCCGAUGAUGAAUGGGCAAAGGUUUUUUUAGAUAAAAUUACAGAAGUACUUUGUUGUAUGUCGCAAAAAGCAAAAGACAACUUCAAUAACUACUGGUGCUUAAAUACAUUAAAGAAAUUUCCAUCUGUUGGUAUGAUGAUUAUAAAUUCUUUACAAAACUAUGAGGACACAGAACAAAGAAUGUUAAGCAUUUUGAAUGUUGCGAAGCAAUGUAACAAACUUAAUUUGUUUGAAAAGAAUUGGACUACAUUAACAGAGGUUGAAAGAAAUAUUUUAUGUGGCAUAAAACACUGCAAUCCUCAAAUUAGAAUGUCAGCUUUUGAUAUAGUUUGUGUGUCUCAUGGAAAAUCUUGGCCGAGUACUACUGAAUAUGAAAUAAUCUUAAAUUUUCUUUCCGAUAAUGUUAAUUCUGAUUGCACAUUAUUAAGAUUGAGCAUGCUAAACAGUUUGGGGAACUUUUUGAGCCGUCUGCAAAAUUUACACUUAAAUAAUGCACAAAAAGAAUUCGAAAUCAAAGAAAACCUACUAUCAUUUUGUAUAAAACUGCAAGAAUUUAUAAUUUUCUCAUUGAAUUUAAAUGGAAAUUAUCAACGUAAAAUUACGACUAUAAAAAUAGUAGCUACACUAUUGAAUUGUUUCACUGAGUUUCCGAAGAAAAAACAAAAUCAAUUCAAGCAAAUCAAUUAUUUAUUAAUAGAUUUUAUAUCUGAUAAUAAACAUUGGAUCCUUUUUAAUGAAGACAUUAUUAACAAAUUGAUAAGUUUGCUAAAUGAUCCAGCGGAUGAUAUAAGAGAAAAUGUUGUUCAAUUAAUGUUAAGACAUUACAAAAAUGAAAUAAAAAAGUCAGUUGUAAUAAACCAAAUCAUUGAUAAUGCACUUUUUAAAAUUAAGAGUAAAUUCUUUUAUGAGAUAAACUGUGGUCAAAGCAUGUUCAAAUUAUUAGCUAAUGUGUUUUUAAAAGAAUCUGUAAAUGCAGCUAUGUUUCAAAAUGUAGAAGAUAUUUUUACUUUUGCCUACAAUGAGCUCUUAUCUGAAUACAAUUUAAAAACAGAUAUUGUAAAGUCAAUUGAAAAUGGAAAACAGUUACACUCAUACAUGAGCAUAAUAUGUGCUGUAUUUGAAGCAUGUCUUAAAAAUUCAUACAAAUUGAAAAUAACUGAAGAUACUAUUUGGGUUUUGUUAGACAUUUUAAAUGUGGUAUCUAAUCAGUUUGUUUGGGAAGAAGGAGUUUCGACAAGUUCAGAUUUCUCUAAAAUUAAUGAUAUGGUUCGACAAAUUAUACAAAACUCCGGUUGUACGAGUAAUAAUGAAGAUGACACUAAAAUUACAGGAUUAGAACAAAUCGUCCUAAAUUGUCUAUGGUUAAAUGUGAAGGCAUCCUGUGAAUUGGCUGCACUUGUUAUUAAAUAUUGUAAUUCAGAUAGCCAUCUAGAUGUAUGCGAAAAAUCUUUAUUUGUAAUUACAAAAGUUCUUGAGACAUCCCGCCACAAAGGAGCUAUAGAAGCAGCUGGAGUUGCUUUAGGUGAUGGUAUACAAUGUUUAACAUCUUUGCCUAUUGAGAAUCAUCUUUCAAGCCUACCAUUAUCAUUAUUAAAACAAAAACUUGAGGAAUUAAUUUUGGAAGCAAAUAGCAUGGCAUCUGUCACAAGAAGAGGUGCAGGUUUAUCGAUCAUGGUUCAUAGAAUUGUCAGUAAUGAUAUGCGAAAAAAUAAGCCACUGUUCCAAUAUUUUAUCAACACCUUGUUAGAGACUUGCAAAACAUUCGAUGAUGUGAAAGAUUCGUCAAAUAGUGACAACGAAAAAGAUCUACCAAAGGCUGUGUACAUACAUUUUUUAACAAGAAUAGUGACAGAUAGCAGUCUGAUUACAGAAGUUAUGAAUUAUUGCGCUGAAUUAGCUGAACUUGCAUUUAAUAAUCUCACAAGUCCACAUUGGCAAAUAAGAAAUGCAGCACUUCAAUUAUAUGGUGGUUUAAUACCUAAAUUAAUAGGCCAAAAGAAACCUUCUGGUUCAGAAGACGAAGUCACAGCAACUGUGGCUUGUGAUGAAUUUCGUACUCAUUUCCCUAACUUAUGGUUGUUUAUAUUAGAGCAGUUGAAAUUAAACAAUACCAAAGAUAUAUUACUAUCACAUUCCAAUUUAUUACCAAUACUAAAUAUCCUAGGUAAUAUAGCAAAGAGACAUAACUUCUCAAAUGAUUUGAAAUCUCAAAUAGAGACUGAUAAUAUUUUGUUGAAAAAUCUUAACUUAUUAUUAGGAAGCCCAAUAUAUGCAAUAAGACGGCUGACCGCAAAGUCUAUAUUCAACAUAUAUUCAUUUAACGAUAUUUAUGAAUUACUUAUUAAAAUAGAGGUACCAAAUGAAAAUUUCUUACACGGCUCUCUUAUAUUAUUGGUAAUUUGUAUAGAUUAUUACAAAGAUAUAAAACAUCAAAACCAACUUGAAUUAUUGAAGGAUAAAUUCAAUGUAAUCACACAAGGGAAACACCAUUCUUAUUUGUGUAAAGAAUUAAUGGAACAUUUUACUAAAAAAGAUUAUAAGGUUUCUGAUUUGGAAACAAUUUUACUACAAAAAAACACAAAUGAACCUGGACAAUAUCAAUGGAUGAAUACACUAAUAUGUAAAUAUGUAAAAAAUUGUUCAUCAUAUGAAUUACCUACAUGUGUACAAUUAGUUUUAAACAACAGUGAAUAUGAAAAACAAUGUGAAUUUUUAUACACAAGACUCGAUUCUAGCGAUGGAGACACACUCAGAAAAAUAUCAAAUAUUUUACUAUCAUUUCCAAAGAGAAUGUACAGUUGCAUUAUUUGGAAGAUUCUAUACAAAAUAUCUUGUUUAACAAAUAUUGAUGUUAAGGAACAUAUAAUUGACAUUGUUGAAUAUAUUAAAAAUGAAUGCAUUUCUUAUAAAUUAAGGUAUAUAGUACCUUUUAUUGCAAGAAUAACUGACAAUGAGGAUAUCAUAUUGGUUGUAUGUAAAGUUACAUACAAGUUAAUAUCAGAAGAUUUUGACGUAGAUAUGAGAACAAUUUCUGCGAUAGCUAAUAAUGAAAUUGCUUGUAAAUUAAGCAAAUAUUCAGAUGAAAUUAAAGUUUUAUCCAUUAAGACUGCAAUUAUUCUAUUGCAAGAUGAGGAUGAAGGUGUAAGAAAUUUAAGUGUACAUUAUUAUAAAAACAUAAAAAAUGUAUCACAAGUUGUACAUCCAUUUGUAUGUUUAAAAAGUAUUUUGAAUUCUGAAUUUCUGAACUCUAUUUUAAAUGACUCUAAAAUUAGCAUAGAUUUAAUAUGCCAUGGUCUGAUGGAGUUAUUAUCUCCAGUUAAUAAUGCUAAUUCAGACAACUUUAAUCCAUUUUCAAAUGAUACUAAAAAUAUUUAUCAAGAAGUUGAAUUAGUGAAAUAUCUGAUUAAACAUUUGAAGGAAGAAUAAUAAUAAUAAAACAUAUGAAUUAAACUUCU
Molecule: messenger RNA, 4599 nt
Organism: Papilio polytes (common Mormon)
Lineage: Eukaryota; Metazoa; Arthropoda; Insecta; Lepidoptera; Papilionidae
Exons: 7
Coding region: 275-4570 (1431 amino acids)
Biological process (GO): tRNA methylation
Cellular component (GO): cytosol
Source: RefSeq, a predicted model, not a curated record